AUGUUGGUGCACGACACCCACAUGCACGUCGCAAAUCGUGAGCACGUCCAGGUCCAAGGUUGCAUGGGUGCAAUGCAGCUUGCCCCGCACGAUUUGUCAUGGCUGGUCACCCAUCACUUCCGUGAGUAUGACAAGUGGCCAUGGCUUCGAGUUAGUUCUUUGGAGAGGCAGCUGCAGGAUCAUCCAUCUUUCGUCGCGGGGGAGGUGCUUUUCUUGAUCUUGGCAGUGUUCUCGCUGCUGCAUGCGGUUUGCGAAUCCCGGGCUGCAGAGUUCCGUCGCUUGAAGCUGAUCUGGGUGGCCACGUUCAUUGUGGGUACUGUGAAUGACUACAUAUUCAUGAUCCUGCCAGUGGUGGACAACUUCUGGCAGGCGCAAGCCGUUCUGAUGCUAACUCCAAGAAUGCCGCUCUACAUCCCUUGCGUCUACAACGCUUUCAUGUAUUGGCCAACUGUCGCCGCUGCUCGAGUCUUCUGUCACACACGGAGGUGUCCGAUGGCAGAAGCUGGCCUCGCAGGGCUCUUGGCGGCACUCUUCUACGCUCCCUACGACAUGUGCGGUGCGAGGUUCUUGUGGUGGACAUGGCAUGACACGGAUGCUGGCGUGGCAUUGCGAUGGCUUGGUGUUCCAGGUGGAAGCACUGCGUGGACCAUUACCUUCACGUUUUGCUUCUCACUUCUUCUGCGCUUGGGACAUGAUUCUGGCUGGGGCCAGCUGCGCACGCUUGCGCUGGCGUGCUGGUCUACUCCGCUGAUGAUCAUCGUGCUAAAUGUCUUCACCAUUCUUGGAUGGGACAGGAUCGGCAUGCCCGGCCCGCAGACCGUUCUUGCUGCUUCCAUCUGCUUCUCAGCGCUUUGCAUCUGGAAGCCGGCCUUCAAGGUUUGGCCACAGCUGUCAGUUGCACACCGUGUCAGUGUGCCGGAGCAUUGGUCCGUCCGUUUUGCUCUGCUUGGAUAUUUUUGCACCCUGAUCCUCAUUGGCCUGACCUUCUCCCCGGAGAACCAGGUGUCUACGGGCGUGCACCAGGAAUUUGGGCCAUGUGAUGCAAUGGACAUCGAUUUGAUGGGCUUCGAGCGGAAGCGAUAUAUUUGCCGAGAGCGGUUUCCAGAAGAGUACUUUCGGCUGGAUUGCCCGGCUUCGUGGAAGGAGGAAGGUUCCAGAUGGGCUCGGGUGACCCCUGAGCAGUCCAUGACAGGCGGUCUGGCCUCAUGGUACACUAUAUGCGGCCAGAAGCACUCUGACUUCGAACGAUGGGUUGGGAGCCUCAUCACUCUCAGCGCUUCAGGUGCUUUUCUUCUUUGCUGGGCCAUGUCUGUUCGAGAUUGCCAGGCAUCGCCCAGCGGAGCGGAAACCUUCCAACCAGUGACGAUGGCGGCAAAAGAAGCAAAGACUUCUGAAGAGGCAGCCCAGAAGUUGCGGAAACGGCAGCCGCGUGCGGCAACACCUCCAAGUCGAUCAGGAAAUGUACGCCCGUGA
This is a messenger RNA of Symbiodinium natans, 1473 nucleotides long. Lineage: Eukaryota; Dinophyceae; Suessiales; Symbiodiniaceae. The record is from the annotation of a GenBank genome assembly.